Cryptococcus deneoformans JEC21 is the source of this 3776-nucleotide messenger RNA. RefSeq lists its product as hypothetical. Lineage: Eukaryota; Fungi; Basidiomycota; Tremellomycetes; Tremellales; Cryptococcaceae. The record is from RefSeq and is a predicted model, not a curated record. Gene Ontology annotation, molecular function: chromatin binding. Gene Ontology annotation, cellular component: chromatin; cohesin complex; nucleus. Bases 27 to 3581 code for a protein of 1184 amino acids. The transcript has 7 exons. Gene Ontology annotation, biological process: sister chromatid cohesion.
UUUCUCACAGAAUUCCGCGGCCAGUCAUGUCUUCGCCAGAACCAGAGGAGCCUCGCAGAGGUGCAAGGGUCAGGAAGCAGGUUAAUAAGUUUGAUGCUAGCCAGCAGAACGGGAGGGGCAAGAGAAAGCACAUUGAAGACAGGGAGGACGACGACCAGGAGGGUUUGAUACCAGACCCGGAAGACGAGUCUGAUCACGAACCAACUCCCAAGAAGAAGAAGCCGGCGGCACCACGAAAAUCUCGAGCUUCUGCGGGUACUACCAAGAAGGACGGACCAAAGACAAAAACAAAGCCUGCAGCUGAAGGCGUGAGCGAAAUCGUAGAAAAGACUGAUUCGCCUUUAUUUAAUGCUCUCCAGCAACCCGAUAUCGCCCUUCAACCUCUGAUUGAUGAGUGGAUCGAGACCUACCAACAAGCCGCUGGUGAUGAAAUAUCAGAGCAGAAAUCCAUUCACGAACUGGUUGUCUUCUUCAUUCGAUGUUGCGGUAUGACUACCGAGAUCGAGCAAGCUGAAGCAACGGAUGACGAUGGUAUCCCCGAUGUCAUCGAGCGAGUGCAGGAUGAAAGCGUUCGCGUAGCGUUGGCGACUUAUCCCUUAAUUUCCAAAGCAAAGAAUUUUAAGCCCUUCAAGUCCAAUUUGAACGAGUUCAUUUCACACUUUAUUUCAUCGCUCGCUCUCACACCUAUCCUCUUUCACACUGCCGACAAUACUCCUCACUCAUCUCUGCUCAUCCCACUUCUCCUCAACUGGCUGAUGUGUAUGUCAUCAUCAACUCUUCGACCCAUCCGUCAUACCUCAACAUACGUGACGCUCAGGAUGAACUCGGCUUUGUGUGACGUUGCUGCGGAUGUGAGCAAAGACCUGAGCGUUAAGCAAAGGCAGCGAGAUGCAGAAGUCAGAAAAGCUGGAGCUACAAAUGCAGCGCAGAAGAGAGUGAAGGCUGCCGAGGACAGGGUCAAGGAAGUGCAAGAAAGAAAGCAAACUUUAGAAGAGUUGAUGCAGGAGAUCUUUGAUGUGAUGUUCGUCCACCGAGUUCGCGAUGCCGAUCCCAACAUUCGAACCGAUUGUCUGCGUGAAUUAGGUCUGUGGGCCAAAAAACACCCAGAGUACUACGUUUCGACUUCUUAUCUCUCCUACUUCACCCGUGGCUGUAACGAUACCCACGCUCAUGCCCGACUUGAGACUGUCAAGGCUCUUGCCAACCUCUACAUCCGAGAAACCUUUAUCAGUAACGCUCGAACCUUGACGAUGCGUUUAGCGCCUAGGGUGAUUGAGAUGGCCACCAGGGAUGUGGAUUUGAAUGUGAGGGUAGUGGCUUUGCAGGUGAUUACACUUAUAGACAAGACGGGUAUUCUGCAAGACGAGGAGGACGAGGAAAGAGAUAAGGUGGCGAAGCUUGUUUUCGACCAGGAGCCUCGAAUUCGAAAAGCUGCAGGGGCGUUCAUCCUUGGUUUGUGGGAAGAGAGGAAAGAAGGCCUCAAAGCAGUCUGGUCGGGUCUGAGAGCGAACAAAAAGAAGCGUGCAGCAAACAUCACCGAAGACGAAAUGUCCAACUACCUCAACUGGAAAUCCCUCGCUGCAGUUCUCCUCUACACCUCUAAAUCCCUGGACGACGACCCUUCUGGACAACCCUCUGCCCUCAAACCAAGCCUACUCAUUCCGUCUUUACCCAAUACACAGAUGACAAGGGCGACUGCUGCCGUCGAGUCUAUCGGUGCUGAGCAUGAGCUGUGGAAAGACUGGGAGAGCUUGGUGGACUAUCUUUUGGUGGAUCACUCGACUAACGAAGAAGAUAUGUGGCUGCUCCGUGAAGAUGAGGAAACUUUCAUGUUGCAGGUGCUUUUGGCUUGUAUUAAGCGGGAAGAAAAUGAAGAGGAUGAGCCGGAUAGGACCAAAACGUUGAUAAAGGUUUUGCCUCGGUUAUUUGCCAAGCAUCAGGCUGAUGUUGGUCGAAUGACUGGGAUUUUAUCUGUUCCCGGACACAUGAAGCUCAGUCUCUAUCUCGACAUGCGCAUGUCCUCUGCCUACGAGUCCCUCUGGGAUGACAUCAGCAAACAGUUCCUAAAAUACACUUCCCCUACCAUCCUCACAGCAUCCAUUUCUGCGAUCAGCCAUCUCGUCGGCAACUCGUCCCUUUCAUCCAUCAAUGAAACCAAGCUUUCUGAGCUGCACGAGUCUCUCUUCGCUUCUCUAAGAGAUGCGAUUGGCUCUGAAGAUGUUGCGCUUGUCACUUUGGAGGACGAGCAGAUCAGCCAGCUGGAAGCAAUCAUGCUGAGGAUAACGUUACUGCAGAGAAGUAUGGAUUUGGUAGAUGUCAUGGAGGAUGAGGAAGGGCAGCAGAGUAGCGGCUGGGACAUUAUCUGUGCGUUUGCUGAUAGGGGCAAAUUGGGGUACAAGGAGGAAGCUACUAUGGUAGACUAUGCUGUUCAAAUCAUCUUCCUCCACAUCACUUGGCUCUUCAAGCGGUUCACCAAGGAAGAUGCGCAAGAUGCCACCAAGAUUGAUCUCCUUUCCACCCGACGCGAUACCGCCCUUCAGACAUUUAACCAGCUUUUCCUCGGAGAAACGACCAAUACCGCCAGUGCUGUACGACGUCAAGCCUUCAUCUCUUUCAUCAAUACGUACGUAUUGUUCGCCAAACGUGCAGAGGGUAGGGGAGGAGCUCCAGCGAGCGACGUUUGUUCUGUGACGAUGCCGGAAGAAGUACAGCAUAGACUGGGAGGGGCGUUCCAAGCGGUGAUUGAGAGGUAUGCUUCCGUCGUGGAGACUAGAUCAGCAGGACGGGAAGAGAGUCAGCAGCCCCCCGAACUCACUCCUGAUGAGAUGCACGAGGAUUUCCAGUUUUUCCAACUCGUUUCCGUUUUUGUCGGUGCCAUCCGAUGUGGUGUCCUCGAGGUUGAACAUGCCAAGGAACCUCUUGCCCAUUACAGUCGUUUUGGUCCAACGUACGAUGCGAUCGUCAAGAAGCUCGUUGAUGUACUUCGAGAUGAGGGUAUCUACAAUAGGGAGGCAGAUGCGGUGCAGCAUGUUGCGGGAAGCGCCUUGCAGCAAUCGUUCAACAUCUUCCUCGACUCUGAGGAAGACGAACCAACUGCUCCUCUGGCCCUUGCCCGUGUUAUUGCAACUGCGUUCGUCAUCCAUGGUUCCCAAUUCGCUAUCCUAAGACAAUUGCAUCCAUCUGAUGUUUGCGAUUUCCACCUCGAAGCGCUUGACUUUGUUUCUCUCAAAGUCUCAACGAUUGUCAAACAAGAAGGAAAUGCAAGGAACAAGGAGCAAAAAUCCAGACUAACAAGGAAAAAGUGGGCAGUGCUCACAUUCUUCAAGGUGCUCGUCCCUCUUCUCGCGCCUGUCACAGGUAGAGAUGCUCUCAAGAUCAAGGCUCAUCUCGAAGAUGUAAUCGACUCUUCUGGGGUGCAACUGACAACCAACAAGGGUUGGGAUGGCUACCGAGCGUACGAAAAGAGAUUAGUAGGGAUCGCAAGCAAGGACCCGAAUGUGAAAAUGAUGGCUAGCAAGAAGGUUGUAGAAAGGGAGGAUACUGAACAGGGUGAUGAAGACAAUGUCUUUGCAAGGCAAUGAACCGGCAAUGAAGCGACAGAAGACAAGGAGGGCAUAAGUUGAAAAGAAGGCCGACAGAAAAUGGUGUGUGUCAGCGAGACGAGUUGUUUAUUAUAUGCUAUAGCAAAAUAUUUCUUUCUUUCUAGUGGAGCAUUUGGGUUCAUUUCUUUUCUAUGCCUGUAAUUGAUAAUGCUGUAUGCAGAUAUGUGACAUUGC